Molecule: messenger RNA, 519 nt
Organism: Talaromyces marneffei
Lineage: Eukaryota; Fungi; Ascomycota; Eurotiomycetes; Eurotiales; Trichocomaceae
Exons: 3
Coding region: 1-519 (172 amino acids)
Biological process (GO): nucleophagy; C-terminal protein lipidation; autophagy of mitochondrion
Cellular component (GO): Atg12-Atg5-Atg16 complex; cytoplasm; phagophore assembly site membrane
Source: RefSeq, a predicted model, not a curated record
AUGUCCUCCCCAUCGCCCUCCGACAGCUCACGGCGCAAUUCCCCGCAACCAGCGGUAUCAUCCCCAGCUCUAGCGCAGAGACCCAGACUUACCAGAAGAAGCGACUCCAACGCAGCUGGAAAUACUGCAAUCCCAGAUGAAGACCAUGGAGUUGAUAUUCCUUUGACCAUGUCGGCCUCAGUCGUUUUGACUGGACUGCCGCAGGAUGCACAUCGGGCUUUGGCUGAUGCGGAAGCUAUUGAUGUGGGUAAAGUCACCGUCCGAUUUCAACCUCUGCCCUCGGCACCGAUAUUGAGAAAGACAGUCUUUAAGAUCUCUGCGUCCCAAAAGUUUGAGACUGUGGUCAACUUUCUAAGGAAGAAGCUGGAUUGUCAAGACACUGAUUCAGUCUUUUGUUAUAUCAACAACGUCUUUGCACCAUCCCUCGACGAAGGCAUUGGAGGUCUAUACAGGUGUUUCAAAAACGAAACGGAUGACCAGCUAUGGGUCCAAUACUCCAUGACUCCAUUCUUUGGUUGA